Molecule: messenger RNA, 2025 nt
Organism: Medicago truncatula (barrel medic)
Lineage: Eukaryota; Viridiplantae; Streptophyta; Magnoliopsida; Fabales; Fabaceae
Product: cytochrome P450 76T24
Exons: 2
Coding region: 72-1583 (503 amino acids)
Molecular function (GO): oxidoreductase activity, acting on paired donors, with incorporation or reduction of molecular oxygen; iron ion binding; monooxygenase activity
Source: RefSeq, a predicted model, not a curated record
AUAAGUUACACACACCGGAUUGAAUAUAUAUAUAUAUAUAUCACAAAAAGGAAAAGCAUAAGCAAUAAGUCAUGGACCAUCAAACACUUCUACUAGUGAUUUCCUUUGUAAGUGCAACCAUUCUCAUCUUCAUUCUUAGAAAAUCAAACCAAACCCAAAAUUCUACUAAACUUCCACCAGGGCCAAAGCCACUUCCCAUCAUUGGAAACAUCUUAGAACUUGGCAAAAAUCCACACAAGGCAUUAACAAAACUCUCAAAAAUCUAUGGACCAAUCAUGACAUUAAAACUAGGAAGCAUAACAACCAUAGUGAUCUCUUCCCCACAAGUAGCCAAACAAGUUUUACAUGACAAUUCUCAAAUCUUUUCAAAUAGAACUGUCCCACAUGCAAUCUCUGCAGUUGAUCAUGACAAAUUCUCAGUUGGGUGGGUUCCAACAUUAAAUUUGUGGAAGAAACUAAGGAAAAGUUGUGCUACAAAAGUAUUUUCUACAAAAAUGCUUGACUCAACAAGAAACCUUCGCCAACAAAAGUUGCAAGAAUUAUUAGAUUAUGUGAAUGAAAAAAGUAACAAAGGUGAGGUUUUUGAUAUUGGUGAAGCUGUUUUUACAAAUGUCCUUAAUUCAAUUUCAAACACUUUGUUCUCUAUGGAUUUGGCACAUUCCACAGUACCUGAUGAGAAGUCUCAAGAAUUUAAGACCAUUAUUUGGGGUAUCAUGGAAGAAGCUGGUAAGCCUAAUAUUUCAGAUUUCUUUCCAAUUCUUCGUCCCUUAGAUCCACAAGGUUUGUAUGCAAGGAUGACCAAUCAUAUGAAGAAGUUGUGUGAGAUUUUUGAUGGAAUUAUUGAAGAAAGAAUUCGUUCAAGAUCCUCCAAAGUUGUUGAGGUUUGCAAUGAUGUGUUAGAUUCACUUCUUAAUAUUAAUAUUGGAGAAGCAACUUCGGAAUUGAGCCGCAGUGAGAUGGUGCAUCUGUUUCUGGACUUAUUUGUUGCUGGGAUUGACACAACAUCAAGCAUAAUUGAAUGGAUUAUUGCAGAGCUACUACGUAAUCCUGACAAAUUAACAAAAGUAAGAAAAGAGUUAUGUCAAACAAUUGGCAAAGGUGAAACCAUUGAAGAAUCACACAUUUUCAAGUUACCUUUCUUACAAGCAGUUGUGAAAGAAACCUUUAGGUUGCACCCACCAAUUCCAUUAUUGUUACCUCACAAAUGUGAUGAGCUUGUGAACAUAUUAGGCUUUAAUGUGCCAAAAAAUGCACAAGUACUAGUCAAUGUGUGGGCUAUGGGGAGAGAUCCAACCAUUUGGAAAAAUCCAGAUAUGUUUGCACCUGAAAGAUUUUUGGAGUGUGACAUUAACUAUAAAGGUAAUAAUUUUGAGCUUAUACCCUUUGGAGCUGGCAAAAGAAUUUGUCCAGGAUUGCCAUUAGCUCAUAGAACUAUGCAUUUAAUGGUGGCAUCCCUUCUACACAAUUUUGAAUGGAAUCUUGCUGAUGGGCUAAUACCGGAACAAUUGAACAUGGACGAACAAUUUGGAUUAACCUUAAAGAGGGUCCAACCUCUUCGAGUUCAAGCUAUUUCAUCAGCCUAAGGAGAAGGGUAAAAGAGUAUAUGGUUUAUGGUUGGGUCACGAAUGUUGUUGUAAAUUGCACUUGCAAUCGCGGUUGUAAUUACACUCCAAAAUAGUUUAUAUUGUGGUAUGUAAACAAAUUCAAUCGAUUUCGUUGCAGUUGCGAUCAUGAUAUCAUUGGUGAGAUCACUAAAAUUGUUAUAUUCAGUUGUUAUAGUCAUAUAACAACAUCUUCUGUGAUUGUUGCACAAUCAUAGUUUUCAAAUUCAGAUCUAAGAGCACCUUCAUCCAAAAACUGUGUUGGACGCUCUAGAGAAUCCAAACAUAAUAAAGUGACAUUGUAGAAGUGUUAUGUUUGAUUCUCCGUGGACUUCAACUUCAAUUAUUAUUAGUUGUGCAUGAACCACAUGCUUAUGCUUUUAUAACAAGAAUUUUAUUUUUCACAUGUUGACAUGUGCAUAAA